UCGAGAUACAGGUUCAGUGCGUUAGGUUCACACAUGCACGAAGAGAUUUGUUUGAAGACGUACUGAAACCUGAAGCCGGCUGGUUUAUUUACCAGCCAGUCCUUCACAGCUGUCAACCUGAGUCUCAAUAGCAGCUACUGUAAGUAGCUUGUGUGCACGAUGAAGAAUUUUUCAUUUCCUAUGCAAGAUAGCACACAUCAAACUGAAAGUCCUUCUCCUCACAGAUUCCUGAGCUUGACAAAUAAGUCAGAUCCUGGUGGAAGACCAGAAAGAGAUGAGCAAUUGGCUCAAGUAGAGAUCGCUGUGCUGGGGGUGAUAUUUCUGACAGCAUCUGUGGGCAAUUUUAUUCUCAUACUGGUACUGUGGAGAAGAAGAAAGAAGCUCUCUAGAAUGUAUGUAUUCAUGCUUCACCUCAGCAUAGCUGACUUAGUGGUAGCAUUUUUUCAAGUUUUGCCUCAGCUGAUUUGGGAUAUUACAGAUGUUUUCAUAGGACCGGAUUUCUUGUGCAGAGUUAUCAAGUAUUUACAGUUGCUGGGCAUGUUUGCUUCUACUUAUAUGAUAGUGGUCAUGACAGUGGACAGAUAUCAAGCAGUUUGCUACCCUAUGGUGACUUUUCAAAAGAAGAGAGCCCUGUGGAACAUUCCCGUUUGUACCAGCUGGUCUUUGUCACUGCUGCUUAGCCUCCCACAGGUAUUUAUCUUUUCUAAGACUGAAAUAUCUCCGGGCAUCUUUGAAUGUUGGGGUGAAUUUAUUCCACCAUGGGGCCCAAGAGCAUAUGUAACUUGGAUUUUUGUAGUUAUAUUCUUCAUUCCCUCAGCCAUCCUUAUUACAUGCCAGGUUAAGAUUUGCAAAAUAAUCAAAAGGAAUAUAUAUGUGAAAAAACAGAAUGAAUAUGAAGUACCAAAUCAGAAGCAAGUCCUGCCAUCCCGUGCAAGCAGUGUUAACUGUAUUUCAAAGGCUAUGAUCAAGACUGUAAAAAUGACUGUGGUGACAGUUUUUGCCUAUGUUCUUUGCUGGUCACCUUUCUUCAUUGCACAGCUGUGGUCCGUUUGGUUCCCAAGUGUUGUUACUGAAGGAUCAGCAUUCACCAUUAUCAUGCUCCUUGGCAACUUGAAUAGUUGUAUCAACCCCUGGAUUUACAUGUAUUUCUGUGGGCACAUUCCAUAUUGCAAAAGGAAGCAGCUGGAGAACACUUCAGCUCAAGAUGAAUCUGUGAUCACAGGAAGCAUUCAUCUGGUAGACAGAGACCCUGAGGAAAACAGCACUUUGGCAUAAAUGUGGAAUGCUUUUUGCUGUUUUGUUACAUUUGCUAUGUUUGCAAGUCAUAUCAAUAUUUUACCACUAUGCCUUGUU
Tinamus guttatus (white-throated tinamou) is the source of this 1353-nucleotide messenger RNA. RefSeq names its product arg8-vasotocin receptor. Gene Ontology annotation, cellular component: plasma membrane. NCBI's taxonomy places the organism in Eukaryota, Metazoa, Chordata, Aves, Tinamiformes, Tinamidae. Gene Ontology annotation, biological process: G protein-coupled receptor signaling pathway; regulation of systemic arterial blood pressure by vasopressin; positive regulation of vasoconstriction. Gene Ontology annotation, molecular function: vasopressin receptor activity; peptide binding. The record is from RefSeq and is a predicted model, not a curated record.